Clupea harengus (Atlantic herring) is the source of this 2459-nucleotide messenger RNA. It is a transcript of the gene eps8l3b, whose product is annotated as EPS8 signaling adaptor L3b. The record is from RefSeq and is a predicted model, not a curated record. Gene Ontology annotation, biological process: Rho protein signal transduction; positive regulation of ruffle assembly; regulation of Rho protein signal transduction. Gene Ontology annotation, cellular component: ruffle membrane; vesicle; plasma membrane. Gene Ontology annotation, molecular function: actin binding. NCBI's taxonomy places the organism in Eukaryota, Metazoa, Chordata, Actinopteri, Clupeiformes, Clupeidae.
GCGUAGUUGCAUCCCAGUGUGUUAUCAUACGUGUGGUUUAGACUUUGGUCCUCGCUCUCAUGAGCAGGAAGUUUGAGGGUAUUUGUACUUUUUUUUUUCUUUGUGCGAACGGGUUGGAUGAGGUCUUCCACAUGAGAACUGUUGGGAGGGCAACAGACCUUAAGAUGAAGCGGUGAAGACCUUACGGGACACGUAUACAAGGGUGUCAUCAAACUAAGGAAUGUAUCAGAAUAACAGUCCCCGCGGCCUCCCAUCAAGGGGCUACUCACCAGAGGAACCCUCAUCUCGAUCCAGCACUAUGUCAAGACCAAGUGCUAAGUCCAUUUACAUGCAGAGGAAGGAAUAUUCUGAGUCCAUUACAAAAGGUCCUGACAAUUUCCAAUACAGGAUUGAGCAUCUCAUCACAUGCGACCUGGAUGGCCAGCCAGCAAGUACUGUGAACGACUGCUUGACAAGUCUCAAACAGCUGGACUCAAGGAGCAAAGUGUGGGCCCAGGAUAUGCUUCUGGAAGUGCAGGGCAGCUACCUACAGCUGAGCGACAUUGAGACCAAGGUAGAACUGGAUUCCAUACCGCUUGGCUCCAUCAGAGACACAACAGUCCUGUUAGACAGCUGUGCCUACAACUCCAUCCUGGCCAUCACAGUGCAAAAGAGCCCCCGCAGGGCGCCGCAGGUCUUCAUGUUCCAGUGCGCAGAGACCGGGGCCAAGGAUAUCAAGGACGAUUUAGAUCAGACUAUACAACACGGAGGCAGUUUUGGACCUGAUCCACGCCAGCAGAAAGACCUGCAGAGAGACAUCAGAAGCGACUUGGAAAACAUUAUUGGCCAGAAAUACCCUGGAGGUUUCUCAAAUACUGGGAGCAGAGAGCCCAGACAGCCAGAGAGAAUACCCUCUCCACCAGAUCAACCUCCACAUCACUGGAACAAUAUAAAUGAUUAUGAUGACCAAAGGAUGCCACCCUCCAUGUUUGGCUACAAUCCUCAGCCCUCCCGGCAAGACCCAGAGCCAUCACCACCCCAGUAUGAGCCCCAACCCUCUCAGAGCAACACCGAGAGGAAUGUGGACAUAUUGAACCAUGUGCUUAAUGACACUGAGUUUUUCAUGAGAAAAGUUGCUGCUGCCACCGCACGCGAAAAGCAGGACAAGAAGAAGAAGAAUAAGAGCAAGAAUGCCACUGGGGAAGCCUUACCAUCGUUUGAGGAAUUUGUGUCUUUCCUUCAGAAAAUUAAAUAUGGCUUCAAUCUUUUGGGGAAACUGAAUGGUGAGAUUGACAACCCCAGUGUUCCAGACCUUGUCCACUCCCUUUUCGCACUGUUGGCCUUUGUGGUGCCGCGGUACCCAGCAGAAAUCCCCCCGUCAGUGCUGAGCCCAUUCCUGAUAGAUCCAGCUCUCGUCCUUCUGAGUCAAACGGUCACCAAUGACGAGGACCAGCUCUGGAGAGCUUUAGGAGACUGCUGGAAUGUGCCCAGAAAUAACUGGCCGAACAGUGACCAGAUACCUCCUUACACUCCUGUGUUCUAUGAUGGCUGGCAGCCUCCUGCACCUCCCCCACCCACCAAUCAAAACUGGCAGGAGGCCAGGGCCAACAGCCAAAGACAUAGUCAGAUGUUUCCUCCCAGGAAUGAUAUCCAGCAACAACCUAAUCAGGACCAAAUGGGAUGGAACUCGCAACCCCCAAGCUUCGGCGAGUCUCCCCUCUACAUGCAAGUCAUCUAUGACUUUAUGGCCAGGAACAGCCAGGAGUUGAGCGUGAUGAAGGGAGAUGUGGUCCAGGUAAUAGACAAAUCCAGACAGUGGUGGAAGGUGCGCAAUAUCAGAGAUGAAGAGGGACACGUACCCCAGAAUGUUCUGGAACCUAUGGAGGAAGAACGGGAGAUGCGGGCACCCCCAUCCCUAAGCAUGUCAUCCAGACCUGUAGAUAUCAGGGUAUGGCUGGAACACAAAGGCUUCUCUAAGCUAACGGUGAGGACGUUGGGUGUGCUGAGUGGCGAGUUGCUCCUGAAGAUGACUCGAGACGAGAUUAGGAUGGUAUGCCCCGAGGAGGGAGCCAGGGUCUUUUUCCAGCUGCAGGCCGUGAAGUCCUCUCUUGCGUUGGCCGAUGAGAAUGGCUACAACAACUAUAAUGGAUACUAGCCAUUCAGAACUACACUGCUGAGAGGUCAUGACUGACCCAUCCCUGGGACCAUCGUAGACUAACAACCAAUAGAACACACUAGAAUAAUCAUUGUUCUUCACUUGUGAAGUAGUGCAAUCAUAGCCACGUCUCCACGCUGCUGAACUCAACUGCCUUUCUUAAAUGACUAUUUGUUAGGUGUGGGUGUCUAAUGUAUGGUAUGUAGAAUAAUGAAAAGAAGCAUCUGCUGAAAAGAGGUUUGCUUUUAUUAAGUCAAACGGAUUGCCCUUAACUAUUGUUUAGCUAAUACAUUGUCAGAAGUAAAAAAUGAUCAAGAUAUCAAAA